UGCCUGUCGUGUCACACCGAGGCGCCCGCCAUGAGCGCGCUGCCCCCGCUAGCCUCGACGCUGCCGCCUCCGCCCGAGACCCCCGAGGAGGAGGCGGGGGCGGCGGCGCUGGCGGACAAGCACUCGGGCGCCGAGGACAGCCCCGGCAGCAGCCCGGACAUCUUAAAGGGCUGGCUCUUCAAGUGGACCAACUACCUGAAGGGCUACCAACGCCGCUGGUUCGUGCUCAGCAACGGCCUCCUCUCCUACUACAGAAAUCAGGGGGAGAUGGCUUACAACUGUCGUGCAACCAUCAACUUGUCCACAGCUCAUUUUGACCGUGAGGAUUCCUGUAAUAUUUGGCUCUCCUAUGGGGGCAGGACCUAUCACCUAAAGGCCGGAUCAGAAGUGGAGAGGCAGCAGUGGCUGGGUGCUUUGGAAUUGGCGAGGGCCAAGGCUGUCCGCAUGAUGAGCACCCUGUCAGGAAAUCGGGAAUUGCAGUCAGUGCUCACAGGAGCACGGCAACAGAAUGGACUGAGGGCGGAGAUUAGGGGAGGCAGCAGUGGUUUGGCAGCAGCAGCUGAGAGAGCCUCGGAUAGUCAUCGGGCAGCCCCCAAACCUGAACCAGCCCCAAUCCAGGAGCCCCUCCCCGAUGACUCUGGUGAUGAGGAGGUCCCCAACCAUUCUGACAAGAGUGACCUGCAGAACACCUUAAGCAUUCUUUCGGGCAAGUUGGAUGACCUAAGCAUAUGCAAUGACCUUAUCUCAAAACAUGGAGCAGCUCUCCAGAGGUCGCUGAAUGAGCUGGAGAGCCUGAAAAUACCUGUCGAAAGUGGGGAGAAGCUAAAAGCAGUUAGUGAGCGGGCCACCCUAUUUCGGAUCACCUCCAAUGCUAUGAUCAAUGCUUGUCGGGACUUCUUGGAAAUAGCAGAAAUACACAGUCGGAAAUGGCAAAGAGCCCUACAAUAUGAGCAGGAGCAAAGGGUCCGCCUGGAAGAGACCAUCGAACAGUUAGCCAGACAGCAUAACAGCCUGGAACGCGCCUGCCGCGGGGCCCCCGCCAACCCCCAGUCUGAGAACCUCACCCAGGGUCCUGGGGACACCAAGAAAGACACAAGCCCAGCCCCUGUCCUCGGGGGGCUCUCGGGCUGGUGGCGGAGACGAGCACACACAAGACACAGACGAAUAUUCGGAAAGGCCUCCUGCAGGCGGGCAGGGGCCACAGGGGAGAUCAGUGACGAAGAUGAGGAUACAGAGUAUUUUGACGCCAUGGAAGAUUCGUCUUUCAUCACAGUAAUCACAGACCCAAAAGAAAACAGAUCUGCUGAAGGUGGGAAUGAGGAGAGCCCAGUGGAUGAGUGGAACGCUGAGGACCAUGUGUUUGGGAACGUCUCGCGCAAAGGGGGCAUCCCACCCAAAGUCAAGAGGAGGACACGCAUCCCUGACAAACCUAACUAUAACGUUAACCUCUGGAGCAUAAUGAAGAACUGUAUCGGCAAAGAGCUGUCCAAGAUCCCCAUGCCUGUGAAUUUUAAUGAGCCCCUGUCCAUGCUCCAGCGACUGACGGAGGACCUGGAGUACCACGAACUGCUGGACAAGGCCGUCAAGUGCGAGAACUCCACGGAGCAGAUGUGCUUCGUGGCCGCCUUCUCAGUGUCUUCCUACUCCACCACCGUCAACCGCAUAGCUAAGCCAUUCAAUCCCAUGCUGGGAGAGACGUAUGAGCUGGACCAGAUGGAAGAAAUGGGCUUCCGUUCCCUCUGUGAGCAGGUGAGCCACCACCCUCCUGCAGCUGCCCACCAUGUGUUCUCCAAAAAUGGCUGGACCCUGUGGCAGGAAAUCACCAUCUCCAGCAAGUUCCGGGGCAAAUAUCUCUCCAUUAUGCCACUAGGUGACAUUCACCUCGAAUUCCAUGCCAGCGGGAAUCAUUACAUCUGGCGGAAAAGUACCUCUACUGUGCACAAUAUCAUUGUGGGCAAGCUCUGGAUUGAUCAGACAGGAGACAUAGAGAUAAUUAACCAUAAGACAAAGGAUAAGUGUCUACUGAAGUUUACACCCUACAGCUACUUCUCAAAAGAUUACACCCGAAAGGUGACCGGGGUGGUGACAGAUAGCAAAGAGAAGGCCCAUUAUGUCCUGUCGGGCUCGUGGGAUGAGAAGAUGGAAUGCGCCAAGAUCAUCCAGAGCAGCCACAGCAGCCCCAGCACGGAGGGCAAACAGAAGAUGGUCUACCAGACCCUGCCGGCCAAGAUCCUGUGGAAGAAGUACCCUCUGCCGGAGAACGCCGAGAACAUGUAUUACUUCUCGGAGCUGGCCUUGAUCCUGAACGAGCCCGAAGAGGGCGUGGCCCCCACGGACAGCCGGUGGCGGCCGGACCAGCGCCUCAUGGAGAACGGCCAGUGGGACGAGGCCAAUGCCGAGAAACAGCGGCUGGAGGAGAAGCAGAGGAUGAUCCGCCGGAAGCGCCUCGAGUCCAGUGGCCAAGAGACGCUGGAAGAAGGGAAGGACGAGCUGUACAAGCCCCUGUGGUUCGAGAAGAAGCUGGACCCCUUCACUGGGGUGGAGGCCUAUGUCUACAAGGGAGGCUACUGGGAGGCGAAGGAGCAGCAGAACUGGGCCAUGUGCCCGGACAUCUUCUGAGCCGCGGCUCGGGCCCGCCCCUCUGCCGGUGGCCGGGAGCGGGCCGGGACAUAGAAACCCCAACCUACACGCGAAACGCAAAUACAACCCACGAGCAGACCAGGGAUUCAAACGUAUUUUUUUAUGCACUAAUGAAAAUCGCAUAUUGGAUCUCCCUUCCUUUUUUCCCCUCUUCUUCCUUUUUUUUUUUUUUUUUUUUUUUUUUUUUUUUUUUUUUUUUUUUGGCUGAGAGUGACUUUUUUGUUUUGUGGGAGCAGUUAGUCACUCAGUCAGGCUGGGAGGACCGGCGGCUCCCCCGACCUUUUAGCGCAGUGGACGUUCUGGCCUCCCGGGCUGACUGAGGCGCAGCCUUGGCAGACACUCAGGAGAGAGGUGGGGAGAGAGGAGGGCCCGGGCCUCCCGUGAGGACUGGGGUCCCCGGGGCUGUGCUUAGCCUCCCCUCUAGCUCCGAGGCGGGGUUCAUCCCAGAAAGACUGCCGUGGGAAACCCAGCUUCUCCGGGUGGCAGGGGCGCCCCGGGAUCCCAGGAGGAGAAGCCUUGGGAGCGCCUCAGCCCCCCCCACCCGAGGCACGCUCACUCAGGGCUCCCUAGGAAACCCCUUUUUUGGACUUUGUUUGAUUUUUAAACUGUUGAUCUCCAUUUCUUUCCAGCCGUGAUGUUUAGUAAAUAUUUUUAGUACAGCACUUAUCAGACAGUUUUUCCAAGUGUCCUUUCUUGCCCCAGAAGUGUCCAGGCAAAGACAUCACUUCUAAGCUAUCAGGAAGCUGCAAGUCUUUAGUGUUGUUUAUUGUCUCAGAGAGCAAGGAGUCAGCUUGUGCUUCCGGAGGGAAGCUCCCAUCCACCCCUCAGAUGCCCUUCCACAGCCGCUCCGGGGCUGUUCAUCUUGGUGCUCCCCAAACCUCUGGCACACAGGCCGCUUCCCCCUUCCUCCACCCUUCCUGGCCCAGGCCGAGCCAGAGCCCUGAGGGUUCCGGCAAGCGGGGGCUUUGGACCCCUCCCCAGAUUGUCGGGAGCGGCCCCUUGUCCCCAGAGCUGACCAGGCUGAGCAGUGGGUGUGGUGGAGGGGCCUCUGGGCUCUGGGGACCAUAGCAGCCCCGAGAGUGCGAUGCAGUGAGUUCCAGAAAUCAGAGCUGGGAGCCAGCGUCUUUGUGGGCCCCAGUGGCAGCGGCAUUGAGCUUGCCCAGGAUCCCCCGGGAGCCUCCCAGCAGGCUCCACUGGAAAGUUGGAGUCUGGUUCUUCCAUCCCGAGAGAGAAAUGCCCCUCAGAAGUCCCAGCAGCAGGAAGCUGAACCAUGAAUAACAGACAGAAAGCCCUUUCCCACUGUCCUGGCAGGGGUCUCCAGUGCAAUAUCCCCCCCUCCCUUCUGAAUCUGAGCCAGCUACUCCAGCCCCUCCCCCGAUCAACCAGAGGAGCUCUUCUCAAGUAAAGAGGACACAAGUUGGCAGAGUUUGCCGCUCCCUCCCUCUCCCCUCACCCUAUGUGGCUCUGGGGGGCUGCUUAGCAUCUAGAGGCCCAGAGGGUCCUCAUGUGCUCCGCUGAGCAGACUAUACAAGCAGCAUUCUCCCAGCUCCACAGCCCAGGCUUCUUUGUAUUUUCUUCCCGCUCCCUUCCCCCAGGCUCUCCCUGUCAGUCACUGGCCCAGAAUGGGGUCUCAGGAGGCUGGCUGCAAGACACGCUCUUUCACUGUGACCACCAGGGAGCCCCUCGUGGGGGGGGAUCGCAGGGCCUGCCUCUCCCAGUUAGACUGUGCCCCUCUCUGCCUCAGUUUCUCCACUUGGGAAAUGGGGGCCAGGGCCCCCUUCAGUGGCCGUGUGUGGUACUAGAGAGAGGCCCCCAAAGCCAGAAAGUCCCACCCCUACCUCCUGCUGGCUGCACGACUGGACAAGUGGUUUCACUUCUCAGGACUCUAGACCAGUCCCUGAGACAGUAGUUGCCGAGAAUGGUGGAGGGAGUUCUCUCUACUGAAGUCAUCCCAGGUCCCGACUCCUCCUUAACUCUCCACACCAACAUUCCCUAAAAUAAGGACCCACGAAGGAGAAGCGAGCACCUUAGCCACCAUCACCCACGAACCCUAGAAGGUCGUCCUCUUGUGGGGAAGACGAGGCCUGCAGGCAGCCACCCCCGAGCCAGAGGAGCCCCCCCCCCAGGGGCCAGCUGGGGGCUGGAGGUGGGCGCAUCUGAAAGCUGGACUCCGCAACGCCCGGGCCCAGGAGGCCCAGAACCGCCGCGCUGGCUCCGGGCGGACGCCUCUCCUCGGUCCGAACCGGGAGGCGGAAAUCGGCCACAGCGAGCUGGCUGCGCGGCGGACGGAGCCGGGGCCGCGGACCCCCGGGGCGAGCAGACAUCUCGCACUGAAGACGCCAUCUUGGCGGCAGAGACUGGAUACGUGGGUGUGUCGUGAAUGCCAGUGCCCUCUGAUCUUGUGUUUGUUGGCUCCUGAUUUAUAAAUAAGACUUAUGUACAGAUACAGAUAGAUCUCUAUAUUUGACCUCCAUAGACGUUGGUUUCUAUAGUAACGGGAAAUGAUGACGACAGGUGUCUCUGUCUGAGUUUUGCUUAUACAAUAAAUGUGCUGCUGAGUUUCUUUCUGUCA
Antechinus flavipes (yellow-footed antechinus) is the source of this 5212-nucleotide messenger RNA. It is a transcript of the gene OSBP2, whose product is annotated as oxysterol binding protein 2. Gene Ontology annotation, cellular component: cytosol; membrane; intracellular membrane-bounded organelle. The transcript is spliced from 17 exons. Gene Ontology annotation, molecular function: cholesterol binding. NCBI's taxonomy places the organism in Eukaryota, Metazoa, Chordata, Mammalia, Dasyuromorphia, Dasyuridae. The record is from RefSeq and is a predicted model, not a curated record. The coding region runs from base 31 to 2619 and encodes 862 amino acids.